CCUCUCUGUGGUCUGCUAUUCUGUACUGUCAAUUUUAAAGGUUAGGUUUUCUAACUGUAACACAAAAAUGAUUUCUUGCUUAAAUUCGAUUAAAAAUGGUUUUCUCAAUAAAGCACACGUCUUAACAAACACAACAAGACUUGCAAGUAAAAAGGCUGGCGGAAGCACUAAAAACACCAGUACCAAAGUAAGACCAAAACACAGGGGAUGGAAAGUUCAAGACGGUCACCACGUGGAGGCAGGAUAUAUACUCGUCCUUCAACGUAAUUUGCGGUUUCAUCCAGGCUUAAAUGUUGGACUAGGGCGAAACGGAACCUUAUUUGCCAUAGUCCCUGGUAAAGUAUCCGUUACCUGUGAAAAAGUGGAUCCUAACUGGGAUCACACUUGGAUUCAAAGAUGUCACGGUCACAGGAAAGGCACGGAAUUCUAUAAAAAGUAUUUUAACGUUAUUCCGCAAUCCCAGCACCAAAAAUUCAAUUUAAUAGAUCAAAUUUAAAUAUCCGAACUGUAGUUUAUUAUUAAGUAAAUUAUUUUUUAAUGUCA
Messenger RNA from Anoplophora glabripennis (Asian longhorned beetle), 543 nucleotides. RefSeq names its product 50S ribosomal protein L27 (gene mRpL27). Gene Ontology annotation, biological process: translation. The transcript has 3 exons. The record is from RefSeq and is a predicted model, not a curated record. NCBI's taxonomy places the organism in Eukaryota, Metazoa, Arthropoda, Insecta, Coleoptera, Cerambycidae. Gene Ontology annotation, cellular component: ribosome; mitochondrial large ribosomal subunit. Gene Ontology annotation, molecular function: structural constituent of ribosome. Bases 68 to 496 code for a protein of 142 amino acids.